Rangifer tarandus platyrhynchus (Svalbard reindeer) is the source of this 393-nucleotide messenger RNA. NCBI's taxonomy places the organism in Eukaryota, Metazoa, Chordata, Mammalia, Artiodactyla, Cervidae. The record is from the annotation of a GenBank genome assembly.
AUGUCUGGACGUGGUAAACAAGGAGGCAAAACUCGAGCUAAAGCCAAAACUCGGUCUUCCCGGGCUGGUUUACAGUUCCCAGUUGGGCGAGUCCACCGCUUGCUCCGUAAGGGCAACUAUGCGGAGCGGGUUGGAGCCGGCGCUCCGGUGUACUUGGCGGCGGUGUUGGAGUACCUAACAGCCGAGAUCCUGGAACUGGCGGGCAACGCGGCCCGGGAUAACAAGAAGACCCGGAUCAUCCCGCGUCACCUGCAGUUGGCUAUUCGCAAUGACGAGGAGCUCAACAAACUGCUGGGCAAAGUCACCAUCGCUCAGGGCGGCGUCCUGCCCAACAUCCAAGCGGUGUUGCUGCCCAAGAAGACCGAGAGUCACCACAAGGCUAAGGGGAAGUAA